Molecule: messenger RNA, 873 nt
Organism: Ogataea parapolymorpha DL-1
Lineage: Eukaryota; Fungi; Ascomycota; Pichiomycetes; Pichiales; Pichiaceae
Product: ER localized, heme-binding peroxidase involved in the degradation of heme
Exons: 1
Coding region: 1-873 (290 amino acids)
Biological process (GO): heme oxidation
Molecular function (GO): heme oxygenase (decyclizing) activity
Source: RefSeq, a predicted model, not a curated record
AUGCGGAGUGCUUUAUCAACCCAAUACCGUAAAGAGUUCAAUAUUCCAGCAAAAGAUGACUUGGGGGCACUGGGUAACAGAAUCAACGCUGAGACGAAACAAGUCCAUGACCAGAUCGACACAUUUGUGACAAUGAAGUUCGCUAUUGCGUUGAGGAACCAAAGGGUCUACAGACAGGGGCUGCAGGCCUUUUAUCAUAUCUUCCGCCAUAUUGAGAUAGCUCUUGAGCGUGAGAUGGAAAAAGACCAUAAAUAUUCUCAGAUCAUCAAGGAUAUAUACAAACCUGUUCUAUGCAGAACAGAGCCUCUCCGCAAAGAUUUGAUGUACUUCUAUGAAGGACAGCCACAGAAGUUUGAAAACCCGAUCCUGCCCCUGCAAAUUGAAUACGCGCAAUACAUUCUUGAAAGCACCAAAGAAAAACCUUAUCUUCUUUUAGCGUACAUGCACGUGAUGUAUUUGGCAUUGUUUGCAGGUGUCAAAAUUCUGAACUCGCAAGUUAUGAAGUCUCUCAGGUUGUUUCCAAAAGUCAAAGGCAAAUCUCGUGAUGAUGCUUUGAAAGAAGGUACAAAUUUUUUUACAAUUGAUGUUCCUGAUACUGAGGAACUGAGGGCUGUGUACAAAAGAGAUUAUGAAUUGCAAACAAGAAACAACUUGUCGGAAGAUAUCAAAAGGGAAAUCAUCGAGGAGUCAAAGUACAUUUUUGAAAUGACAGGAAGAAUUGUGAAAGAAAUUGAAGCACACAACAUGGCGAAGCUUCAAUCAAGUGUGACCUAUCAAAUGCGGAACAGUGCCCACUACGUAAUAACUGCUAUCUUGAUGCUUUCGGUUUGUUAUUUCGCUAAGAAUAUGAUCGCUCACAUCCUUCUUAAAUAA